UCAUUAAUCCUCAUCCAUCAUCUAGUGCUCCUCCAAGCCCCAAGCCCUCCUCCUCUGCAACAACCCUAAAACCAUGCCCUCCAUUAACAGCCUUCUCUCUUCUUUACUCAUUGCCUUCACUUUCUUCACAACUCUCACCUUCUCUGCAACUCUCCUCCCAAAUAAUGAAGUGGAAGCUCUGGAAGAGAUCGCGGAAACUCUGGGGAAGACGGACUGGAACUUCAGUGCGGAUCCGUGCGGCGGUGAGUGGGGUUGGGCGACGAAGAAUCCGGUGAAGGGGUCGGAAAAUGCUGUCACUUGUAGCUGCACCAACAACACUGUUUGCCAUGUUGUUAGCAUAGUCCUCAAGACUCAGAAUCUCCCGGGAUCUCUCCCACCAGAGCUGGUUAAGCUUCCUUACCUCCAAGAAAUUGACUUCACACGCAACUACCUCGACGGUUCAAUCCCUCCAGAAUGGGGUACAAUGCAACUAGUAAACAUUUCUCUGAUCGGAAACCGGUUAACGGGUUCGAUUCCCAAAGAGCUUGGAAACAUCUCUACUCUUGCAAACCUAACCGUAGAGUUCAAUCAGCUUUCAGGGGUUCUUCCUCAGGAGCUUGGGAAUCUGCCCAGUAUAGAGAGAAUACUUCUUACCUCAAACAACUUCACUGGGGAGUUACCACAAACAUUUGCAGGGCUUACCACAUUGAAGGACUUUCGGGUUGGAGAUAAUCAGUUCACAGGAAAGAUACCCAAUUUUAUACAGAACUGGACAAAACUUGAAAAAUUAGUGAUUCAAGGGAGUGGUUUCAGUGGGCCGAUUCCUUCUGGCAUUGCCCUUUUGACAAAAAUAACUGACUUGAGAAUCAGUGACCUGAAUGGAACUGAAGCAACUUUUCCACCAUUGAGUGAUAUGAGAAACUUGAAAACUCUAAUAUUGAGGAGUUGCAAUAUUGUUGGCCCGCUACCUGAUUACCUUGGGGAAAUGACAAAAUUGAAAACCCUAGAUCUGAGUUUUAACAAACUAACUGGAGAAAUUCCAAGCAGCUUUGUCGGUCUAUCAAAUGCAGAUUACAUGUAUUUUACCGGAAACAUGCUAACUGGAGCCGUGCCUGAUUGGAUGCUGAAAAGAGGAGACAACUAUGAUCUUUCAUACAAUAACUUUACUAGUGAAAGCUCAAGAGGAUGUCAAGAACGGAGUGUAAAUUUAUUUGGAAGCUCAUCAGGAGGAAAUAACUUUGGAAUUGUCUCGUGCUUGAGAAGCUUUAAUUGCCCAAAAAAGUUUUACUCCAUGCACAUAAAUUGUGGUGGAAAAGAAGUAAUCGUUGAUGGAAAUACCACAUAUGAAGAUGACACAGAUUCUGGUGGACCAUCAAAGUUCUAUCAGAGUAGAACAAACUGGGCAUUCAGCAGCACAGGUCACUUCAUGGACGAUGACCGUCCUACAGACUCCUUUAUUGGGACAAAUGUGUCUAGACUCACCAUGGAAAAUUCUGGACUGUAUACAACCGCACGUCUCUCCGCCCUGUCUCUCACUUAUUAUGGAUUCUGUCUGGAAAAUGGAAACUACACAGUAAAGCUUCACUUUGCAGAGAUCACCUUUACUGAUGACAAAACAUAUAGCAGCCUUGGAAGGCGUUUGUUUGAUGUUUAUGUUCAGGAUGAGCUGGUUCUCAAGGAUUUCGAUAUUGAGGAUGAUGCAGGGGGUGUUAGCAAGGAAAUCAUAAAAUAUUUUACUGCUGUUGUGACUAAUAAUACCUUGGAAAUUCGCUUCUAUUGGGCUGGGAAAGGGACUACAGGUAUCCCAGUUAGAGGAGUUUAUGGUCCUCUUAUAUCAGCUAUUUCUGUGGACCCUGAUUUUAUACCUCCUACCAAAAAUGGAAGCAGUAGUAAAUCUGUUGGCAUUGUGGUUGGCCAUGUGGCUGGAGUCAUUCUUCUUGUCUUCCUGGUUAUAGGUAUCCUUUGGUGGAGAGGCUGCCUAAGGCGCAAAGAUACGUUGGAACAAGAGUUAAAGGGUCUAGAUCUGCAGACUGGUUUGUUUACCUUAAGGCAAAUUAAGGCUGCCACAAACAACUUUGAUGCUGCCAACAAAAUUGGAGAAGGUGGAUUUGGUUCUGUUUACAAGGGCGUCUUAUCCGAUGGCACCAUAAUUGCAGUGAAGCAGCUUUCUUCCAAAUCAAAGCAAGGAAACCGUGAGUUUGUGAAUGAGCUAGGCAUGAUUUCUGCUCUUCAACAUCCUCAUCUUGUGAAGCUCUAUGGCUGUUGUAUAGAAGGAAAUCAGUUGUUGCUGAUAUACGAGUACAUGGAAAAUAACAGCCUCGCUCGUGCUUUGUUUGGCCCUGAAGAAUGUCAAUUACAGUUGGAUUGGCCAACUAGACACAGGAUCUGUGUUGGCAUAGCAAGAGGGUUGGCUUAUCUUCAUGAAGAAUCAAGGCUGAAGAUCGUCCACCGAGACAUCAAGGCCACAAAUGUGCUUCUUGAUAAGGAUCUUAACCCCAAAAUAUCUGACUUUGGUUUGGCCAAACUUGAUGAAGAGGAUAACACCCACAUUAGCACACGGAUUGCUGGUACAUUUGGAUAUAUGGCACCUGAAUAUGCAAUGCGGGGCUAUUUAACUGACAAAGCAGAUGUUUACAGUUUUGGAAUUGUUGCCUUGGAAAUUGUCAGUGGAAGAAGCAACACUACUUAUAGGCCAAAAGAAGAAUGCACCUAUCUUCUUGAUUGGGCACUCUCUUUAAAAGAGAAGGGGAACUUAAUGGAUCUAGUCGACCCCAGAUUGGGCUCAGACUUCAACAAGGAAGAGGUCAUGGCAAUGCUCAACAUAGCUCUCUUGUGCACGAACAUCUCUUCAGCAGUCAGGCCAGCUAUGUCAUCAGUUGUGAGCAUGCUUGAAGGCAUAACUGCUGUUCAGGACAUUGUUUCUGAUCCCAGUGCUCCUAGUGAUGACUUAAAGCUCAAGGAGAUGAAGGAGCAUUAUCGCCACAUCCAAGAAAAGAGCAUGGAUGUGAGCGAGAGCAAGGCUCAGAGCAUGCCAGACGGGCCAUGGACUGCUUCUUCAUCCAUCACUGACCUCUACCCAGUCACCUUGGAUUCUGAAUAUUGGGAGAAGAGAGAUUAAAUGUUGGCUUUCAAUUCUUCUUUGUGUUCUUCUUUGACACCAUUUAUGAAGGCUGGUGCAUAGCAUUUCUUUGAAUUUGUAUAAAUAUUUUCAUGUCCUGUAAUCCAUAGGUUUUACAGACAAAAGUUUUCAAUUUGAUAAACAAUGUAUGUUUGGGAAAUAUGUUUAAGUUGUGUAUGAAAGAAAGGCUUGUUCAUCAAACUGUGAAGCUUUUGUGUUCAUUCAUCAAAGAGUGUUGGUCAAAGGGACUUUUGGAUUAAUGGAUAUAUUUCUAAGCUCAGAAAGAAGUUAGAACGAGUGAAUAUUUCAUUUUUA
Molecule: messenger RNA, 3412 nt
Organism: Vitis vinifera (wine grape)
Lineage: Eukaryota; Viridiplantae; Streptophyta; Magnoliopsida; Vitales; Vitaceae
Product: probable leucine-rich repeat receptor-like serine/threonine-protein kinase At3g14840
Exons: 24
Coding region: 74-3097 (1007 amino acids)
Biological process (GO): protein phosphorylation
Molecular function (GO): protein kinase activity; ATP binding; protein binding
Source: RefSeq, a predicted model, not a curated record